AUUAUAGCAUUAUCCUAUAAAACAACCGUAUACAAAAUUAUAGCCUUAUCCUACAAAACAACCGUAUACAAAAUUAUAGCCUUAUCCUAUAAAACAGUCGUAUACAAAAUUAUAGCCUUACCCUAUAAAACAACCGUAUACAAAAUUAUAGCCUUACCCUAUAAAACAGCCGUAUACAAAAUUCUAGCCUUACCCUAUAAAACAGUCGUAUACACAAUUAUAGCCUUAUCCUAUAAAACAACCGUAUACAAAAUUAUAGCCUUAUUCUAUAAAACAGUCGUAUACACAAUUAUAGCCUUAUUCUAUAAAACAACAGUAUACACAAUUAUAGUCUUAUCCUAUAAAACAGUCGUAUACAAAAUUAUAGUCUUAUCCUAUAAAACAACAGUAUACACAAUUAUAGCCUUAUCCUAUAAAACAACCAUAUACACAAUUAUAGCCUUAUCCUAUAAAACAGUCGUAUAUACAAUUAUAGCCUUAUCCUAUAAAACAGCCGUAUACAAAAUUAUAGCCUUACCCUAUAAAACAACCGUAUACACAAUUAUAGCCUUACCCUAUAAAACAACAGUAUACACAAUUAUAGCCUUAUCUUAUAAAACAGUCGUAUACAAAAUUAUAGCCUUAUCCUAUAAAACAGUCGUAUACAAAAUUAUAGCCUUACCCUAUAAAACAGUCGUAUACACAAUUAUAGCCUUAUCCUAUAAAACAACCGUAUACAAAAUUAUAGCCUUACCCUAUAAAACAACCGUAUACACAAUUAUAGCCUUAUCCUAUAAAACAACAGUAUACACAAUUAUAGCCUUAUCCUAUAAAACAACC
Molecule: messenger RNA, 819 nt
Organism: Lottia gigantea (owl limpet)
Lineage: Eukaryota; Metazoa; Mollusca; Gastropoda; Lottiidae
Exons: 1
Source: RefSeq, a predicted model, not a curated record